AUGGUUACCACGAGAAACAGGGAGCGCUCCAGCAGCUCUGGAGAAGCAAACGGGAAGACGAAUGCUCCUGCCGCUGCCGGUGAGAAACACAGCAUCGACAAGGAUGCUGGCGCCGGAUCUCGUGAUACAAAGCGCGCGAAGAAGUCCGACGAUAAAACCGCCCGCCAAACGACCUUGGAGGAGACGUUUGAGAAACAUGAUGACACACAGGCCAAAGAAACGGAAGGAGCAUCAAAAGAGACAAAGCAUGAAACUGAUGCAGAGAUGAAGGAUGCCGAAGAGGACACCACAAAAUCCUCUGAGCAGACCGAGGAACCAACGAAACAAGAGGAAGAGGCAAUGGCCAAGAAGGUGGACGAGGUUGAGAAAACAGAGGAAGCAGAGAAAGAAGACAAGACCGAAGACCAACAAGAUGUCGGAGAGAAGCACAAGACGGAAAAGACCACAUCGAAGUUCGCCGACGGUGAGACUGCCGAGCGUCCCAAUGAAAAGACGAAAAUGCCUUCCAAUGUACUCGAAAAGGGCAUCAUUUACUUCUUCUUCCGCGGCCGUGUCAACACCGAAAAUACGGAGGACGUUGACGAUAUUGCCCGUACUUACAUCAUCCUUCGACCCGUGGGCAUCGACUCUAAGCUAGGUGACGGCCCCAUCGGUGAUGCCGGAAACACUCGCGUGCUGGCCCUGCCCAAGAAGGUUCUCCCUGAGAGCGGCAGAGACCGCUUCAUGGUGUUCGUUGAGAAGUCGGGGACUUCAUUCAAAGAGCUAAAGGAGCAGUUCCUGUCGGGCGCGGACAACCAGACCAAGGCCGGCAAGUCUCAUACGCCCGCUGCGACACCUGCUGGGGAGGGCGUCUAUAUGAUCACGACGACCGGGCGCGAGACCCAUCUCGCGUAUAUGCUGACUUUGCCCUCCGACUUGGGCGAGGUACAGCAAGAGCUAGGGAUUAAAGAGAAGGGAAGCUUUAUUCUGAGCACAAAGAACCCUUACAAGCCAGGCCCUGCGUAUGCCAGCCUGCCAGAUACUCCCGACUUUCCAGAUAAGAUUAAGGACCAAUUCCGUGACCUCCGCUGGAUGCCGAGCAAGCCCGAGCACCUUGACUAUGUUAAUUCUCAGGUCCUUAUGAUUGGCGAAUCCUCGGGCAUUGACAAGGCCGUCGAACCCAAGCAGAAGGACGUCAAGGCCGGCAAGGACAAGCCGGGGGAUGUUCUCCAGGAGAUUGAGGACGAGGAUACCAAGAGGAUGGAGCACCUCUCUGGCGACGACUCGGCUUCCAUCUUUGCUGAUCUCCAAGCCCGUGCGAAAGAUUACCCGCAACUUCAGACUACAUUCUGA
Messenger RNA from Colletotrichum navitas, 1332 nucleotides. RefSeq lists its product as uncharacterized. The record is from RefSeq and is a predicted model, not a curated record. Bases 1 to 1332 code for a protein of 443 amino acids. The transcript has 2 exons. Lineage: Eukaryota; Fungi; Ascomycota; Sordariomycetes; Glomerellales; Glomerellaceae.